UUGUUCAUUCCAUCUCGUCCACCGAACACGAAACUAUUUGCUCACAUCCUCUGCAAUUCGCUGCAUGACAACACUUCCUUCGAAUGAAAUCCCUGUCCGCAAACGAACUUUUGGAUACACUCCUUAAAACAUAUAUUUAUUGGGCUUGAUCGCAUGGAUAUGGCUUGGAACAUCAAACACAAUGACACCCGAGCCUCAAACCCCGAGUAAGACAGAGCAGCAAGACCUAUUCGACACAAAAUUGGACUUAUUGAGCCGGGAAUGGGAUUUGGGAAUCAAGCCGAAGACCAAUUAUUCGCCGGAAAAGAGAGGGAGAAGCUUGAGCGACCAAUGUAUCGAAAAGAUCCGAUUCCUUCACUUUAAGAAGGCGUUUGAUCCUGCUCUCCUACGAUUCAGGGAGCAGGCCACCAUUCUAUACAGUGGAUGGGUUCACAAACCCAAAGCGGAGCGUGGUGUUGUCCCAGAGGCGACACGAAACAAGCCCAGGCCAGUCACGGAAAGAGAACGUGUCCAACUGCUCAGGCUACUCCUCGGGAUCUUGAAGGAAGACAUGUCAAAAUGGAUGGCAGAGAAUACACCAUCUCCAGCGCGAUUCUUAGGCAGCCAGGAGGUUGACGAUAGCCCACUUCCACUUUCGUUGGGCCCAAAACCGAACAGUGAUCCAAAACGGCAACGGGAUGAGGAAGUCUUCUCUAAGGCUCCCAUCAUCUUCAAGAAGCCACGAAAACCGGACGCUCCUCAGCCAAUUGCAAGCAGUUCUAAGGCCCCGGAGUCACUUGCUCCCGGCUCCAUGCCUCCCCCUGAGGUCAAAUCGGCGAAUACGAGCUUUGCCUCGGAUGCGUCCAGUAUUUUCUCUCGCCGCCCAUCGUAUAAUAGCUCAUGGCAGCCCGGUACUCAGGAAACCGUCCCUGAAGAUGAACUCAUACCUCACACUCAAGCCGUAAAAGAAUCGUUCAUAUAUCCGCAACCCGACAAGGAAUCUAGCACCGACUACGGCACCAGUAGCUUUGAGGAGCGAAUGGCGGAUGUAACAGAGGAGGCUCUUGGUAUUGAAGCCGCAAGUCCUGAACCCCGACUAGACAGCCAAGCGGACGAAGGAGAGGGCGAAGGACUUUCACAAAAUUUGUCAGGUAUGGUGUUCGGUGAUGGUACCCUUCUCGAUUCGGAGAAGGAGUUCCAAGAUAGUCUGCUCGAUUCAGAAAAGGCGUUUCAAGACAGCCUGCGACAAGUGUUUUGCGAAUUGCCUUUCUCCCUGGAAUCCGCUUCUUUGCGUGUCAUUUAUGAAAUUACUCGAGUUUGCCUUCACGCCAACGUCUCUUUUACUGUGAUCGAUUUUCCUGAACCAGCUAUUUUAGACGACUACAACAUACUUUGGAGAUUUCUCAAAGGUGUGCCAGCCCUGGACGGGAAGUCUUUCCCCGAGAGAUGCUCAGAAACUAUUUGGGAUAUGGCGUCCGGUUCGGGCGACAUUGCUCAUGGAUUCCGGGGAAUAGUAUUCUCUGGAUCUCUUCGGUUCAAUACCGAAUAUCCCAGCGCUCCUCUGUUUCGAUUUGUACUCGAGCCUAUGAAAUUGGACCUCUCUCAUAGGUUAGAGCGACGAUUUGGCCACGAUCGCUUCUUUGAAAUCGACAUGCCGAACCUAAUAGGACGAAAUCUGCCAAAUUCACUGAAUGCUCUGGGAAGUCGCGGGCCUGAGAUCAUCCAUCAUUGGCUUGUCUCGUCUAAACAUCCUCUUGUUGGCAGAUAUUGGCAGCCGUUUUUCGUGAAAUCUGUUGAAAGAAAGGCGCGGAAGCGUGAAGCCAAAUCCGAAGAGGACGAAGUUGCUGCCGCGCAUCGGCUCUACUUCUUUGCUGUCGACAGCCAUGGAUACCAACAGUCCGAAUGGGAUGUUCGGACUAUCGAACAGCUCCUUAAUGCUAUUAGGCCAAGUGAGGAAAACAUGUCUCAGUCCUUCUUGAAGUUGUUCACCAGGACGUCAUUAGCUGUUUCCCGAAAUUCGGCAGCGGUCGUGUUGGAACCUAAUCAGAUACAUCACUUACCAGAUAUUUUGUGUGGGAAAGAGGUCAUGACAGAUGGAGCAGGUCGAAUCUCUAAGUCGUUGGCUAUUAAGAUUGCCACUAAGCUAGGUCUCACAAAUCUUCCCAGCGGUUUCCAGGCGAGAAUUGGAGAGGCGAAAGGCUUUUGGUCAGUCGGUAACAGCGAACAUCCUGGGGACUGGAUCGAAAUUUAUGCGUCCCAGUGUAAAUGGAAGUCCAACCCGAGCGAACAGAGCCAUCCUAGCAAUCGAACUUUGGACGUUCUUCGGUGGUCUAGCCCACUGAAAUCGGCAGAUCUUAACCUCCAAUUCCUGCCUCUUCUGAUAGAGGGAUCGAAAUCCCCUGCCAAGAUGAAAGAAGCACUCGCUGCACUCUUGAACGAGGGCCUCGAGAAGGAAUUACUUGCAAUCCAGUCAGCAAUGGACGACCCCCAGUCCUUUCGUCAAUGGCUUCGGCAGAGUCAUUCUAAUAUUAGUGAGCGACUGAAUGCAGGCAUGGUUCCUUACAGAUCUGGCUUGCCCGUUGCAAUUGGAGAACGGCUCAAUAUGCUCUUGGAUGCUGGUUUCGAGCCCAAGAAGCUGCACUUCAUGAAGGACUUGGCAUUAAAAGCUUUCGAGAAUAAGUGCCUUGAUCUGCAGAAGAAGCUGAACAUUACCGUCGGACGGUCGACCUACGCUUACAUGGUGCCCGACUUUUCUAGCAGUCUAGAGCCUAACGAGGUGUUCCUCGAUUUCUCGAGCUUUGCAGACAACGUAUCUGGCUUUGCGGGUACACUACUGAACGGCGUCGAUGUUCUGGUGGCGAGAUCGCCUGCUCAUUAUCGCUCAGAUAUCCAGAAAGUGAAAGCUGUCUUCAAGAUUGAGCUGAUAGGCCUGAAAGACGUAAUCGUUUUCUCUACCAAAGGUAAUCCUUCGCUUGCUGCGAAGCUCUCUGGCGGAGACUACGAUGGCGAUAUCGCAUGGGUCUGCUGGGAGCCUACUCUUGUGGACAAUUUUGAGAACGCAGAAGUUCCUGAAUGCCCUGAUCUUGUCAAGGAGGGCCUUAUCAAGCAAGAUCUGACCACAUACGAACAGCUUAUUGCCAGGCAUGUAGAUCCAACAGCAGUAUUUCUCACGAAAUCCUUUGCCUUUAAUAUGCAACGGUCUAUGUUGGGCAUUUGCACUGUUUUCAAAGAACAUGUUGCCUACACGCAAAGUCUUCAAGGCAAGCACAGCACAAAAGAAGUAGUCUGGUUGAGUACCCUACUCAGCUGCCUUGUCGAUCAGUUGAAGCAAGGUUAUUCAUUUACGGAAAAUGACUGGAACCGCUUCAAGGAAUUGGUAAUCAAAUUCACCCCUCUGAGACCCAAGUAUAAGAACGACGAUGGGCACUUUGAAAAGAAUGCUGAACACAUCAUUGACCAAUUGAUGUAUACGGCGCACCGGACUAUCAAGAACUCGAUCGAAGCCUUCCACAAAAGGCUUCCAAACCCACCACAUUGGGACCCAGAUCUAGUUACUUAUUACAAGUGGGCGAGAGGAAAAGCCGAAACAGAACCGGAAUGGAAGACUCUUCUGAAUGGCCUGGACAAGGACAUCAUUACAUUGAAAGUGGAAUGGACCCGAAAAUGGCCGCGAACAUCGAGAAGUUUCCAACAUGGCGAAGAAUCCAAGGCUGGCUUCGCGCAAAAAACUGACGAGAGCUAUGCAAUGUUUCAGACCAUUCUUCCGAAGACGGUUACUGCUCUCUCUCAGUCGCUGUUGCGCGAUUGUUACGACGUAGAAGUGUCGGAUUGGGCUCACCUCAGAGCUUCCGCGCUCUUCUAUUCGUACCACCUUAUAAAGACGGAGAUGUCAAGGUUCGUCUGGUUUAUGGCUGGCAAGCAACUGACAGCCCUGAAAUGCUAUUCCCGCGGCGGAUUUCCACCUGCCAUCACGCCAGGAAUGUACGCCAUGCUGAAACCGGAUGCAGAGUAUGUGAGAAGAGCCAAGGCUAACGAGCUGGUGUGGGAUGAGAGUAUGAGUGUCACGAAUGCGGAUGAGAUUGAAGAUCUCGGGGACGAGUGAGUGACAACCAACUUAGAACUGGUAUUG
This is a messenger RNA of Hyaloscypha bicolor E, 4108 nucleotides long. RefSeq lists its product as uncharacterized. The record is from RefSeq and is a predicted model, not a curated record. Gene Ontology annotation, molecular function: RNA-directed RNA polymerase activity. Gene Ontology annotation, cellular component: nuclear RNA-directed RNA polymerase complex. NCBI's taxonomy places the organism in Eukaryota, Fungi, Ascomycota, Leotiomycetes, Helotiales, Hyaloscyphaceae. Gene Ontology annotation, biological process: siRNA processing. Bases 182 to 4081 code for a protein of 1299 amino acids. The transcript has 3 exons.